Molecule: messenger RNA, 438 nt
Organism: Ostreococcus lucimarinus CCE9901
Lineage: Eukaryota; Viridiplantae; Chlorophyta; Mamiellophyceae; Mamiellales; Bathycoccaceae
Exons: 1
Coding region: 1-438 (145 amino acids)
Biological process (GO): RNA splicing
Cellular component (GO): exon-exon junction complex; nucleus
Source: RefSeq, a predicted model, not a curated record
AUGGAUGACUUCUACGUGCGGUACUACGUCGGACACAAAGGCCGAUUCGGGCACGAGUUCCUCGAGUUCGAGUUUCGCCCGUGCGGCAAGCUUCGAUACGCGAACAACUCAAACUACAAGAAUGACACGUGCAUUCGUAAAGAGAUGACGGUGUCGCGCGAGAUGCUGAAUGAGGUGGCGCGAAUCAUCAAAGAGAGCGAAGUGAUGAAAGAGGACGAUCGAAAUUGGCCCGAGCCCGAUCGUGAGGGGCGACAGGAGUUGGAGAUUGUGUACGGAGACGAUCACACAUCCUUCACGACGUCAAAGAUUGGGUCGCUGUUGGACGUACAGAAUAGUAAAGAUCCGGACGGCUUUAGGAACUUUUAUUACCUGGUGCAAGAUUUGAAGUGCUUGGUGUUUUCGCUCAUCACGUUACACAUGAAGGUCAAGCCAAUCUGA